Molecule: messenger RNA, 5541 nt
Organism: Enhydra lutris kenyoni (northern sea otter)
Lineage: Eukaryota; Metazoa; Chordata; Mammalia; Carnivora; Mustelidae
Product: myosin VB
Exons: 40
Coding region: 146-5335 (1729 amino acids)
Biological process (GO): vesicle transport along actin filament; actin filament organization
Cellular component (GO): actin cytoskeleton; myosin complex; vesicle
Molecular function (GO): microfilament motor activity; actin filament binding; ATP binding
Source: RefSeq, a predicted model, not a curated record
UGCAGUUUUGCAUAAUUUAAAGGUCCGUUUCCUGGAGUCGAACCAUAUCUACACUUACUGUGGGAUCGUGCUGGUUGCCAUUAAUCCUUACGAGCAGCUGCCAAUCUAUGGUCAAGAUGUCAUCUAUGCCUACAGCGGCCAAAACAUGGGGGACAUGGACCCACACAUCUUUGCUGUGGCAGAAGAAGCCUACAAGCAGAUGGCCAGAGAUGAGAAGAACCAGUCCAUCAUAGUCAGCGGGGAGUCUGGAGCCGGCAAGACCGUGUCAGCCAAGUACGCAAUGCGCUAUUUUGCCACGGUGGGUGGCUCAGCCAGUGACACCAACAUCGAAGAGAAGGUCCUGGCAUCCAGCCCCAUCAUGGAGGCCAUCGGAAAUGCCAAAACCACUCGCAAUGACAACAGCAGCCGAUUUGGAAAGUAUAUUCAGAUCGGCUUUGAUAAGCGGUACCACAUCAUUGGGGCCAACAUGAGGACCUACCUGCUGGAGAAGUCCAGAGUGGUCUUUCAGGCAGACGGUGAGCGGAAUUACCACAUCUUCUACCAGCUCUGUGCUGCCGCCAGCCUUCCAGAAUUCAAAGAGCUUGCGCUAACAUGUGCAGAGGACUUCUUCUACACAUCACAGGGAGGAGACACACGCAUCGAGGGCAUCAAUGAUGCUGAGGACUUUGAGAAGACGCGACAAGCCUUCACACUCCUGGGAGUGAGAGAAUCCCAUCAGACAAGCAUUUUUAAGAUAAUUGCUUCUAUCCUGCACCUUGGAAACGUGGAGAUUCAGGCUGAGCGUGAUGGCGAUUCCUGUAGCGUAUCACCCCAGGACGCACACCUGAAUGACUUCUGCCGGCUGCUGGGGGUGGAGCACAGCCAGAUGGUGCACUGGCUCUGCCACCGCAAGCUGGUCACCACCUCUGAGACCUACGUGAAGACCAUGUCCCCACAGCAGGUGGCCAACGCGCGCAGCGCCCUGGCCAAGCACAUCUACGCUCAGCUCUUCGGCUGGAUCGUGGAGCACGUCAACAAGGCGCUGCACACCGCUCUCAAGCAGCACUCCUUCAUCGGCGUCCUGGACAUCUACGGGUUUGAGACAUUUGAGGUCAACAGCUUUGAGCAGUUCUGUAUCAACUAUGCAAACGAGAAGUUGCAGCAGCAGUUUAACUCGCAUGUAUUCAAACUAGAGCAAGAAGAAUAUAUGAAGGAGCAGAUCCCUUGGACCUUGAUUGACUUUUAUGAUAACCAACCUUGUAUUGACCUCAUAGAAGCCAAGCUGGGCAUCUUGGACCUGCUGGAUGAAGAAUGUAAGGUCCCCAAAGGAACUGACCAGAACUGGGCCCAGAAGCUCUACGACCGGCACUCUGGCAGCCAGCACUUCCAGAAACCCCGCAUGUCCAACACGGCCUUCAUUGUCGUCCACUUUGCUGACAAGGUGGAGUACCUCUCAGAUGGUUUUCUGGAGAAAAACAGAGACACGGUGUAUGAAGAGCAGAUCAACAUCCUGAAGGCCAGCAAGUUUCCACUAGUGGCUGACUUGUUUCAUGAUGACAAGGACUCCAUUCCUGCUGCUUCUACAUCUGGGAAGGGCUCGUCUUCAAAGAUCAACAUUCGCUCCGCCAGACCCCCCCUGAAAGCAUCCAACAAGGAGCACAAGAAAACCGUGGGCCACCAGUUCCGCACCUCCCUGCAUCUGCUCAUGGAGACCCUGAAUGCCACGACGCCACACUACGUGCGCUGCAUCAAGCCGAAUGAUGAGAAGCUCCCCUUCCACUUUGACCCAAAGAGAGCGGUGCAGCAGCUCCGGGCGUGUGGGGUGCUGGAGACCAUCCGAAUCAGCGCAGCCGGCUACCCAUCCAGGUGGGCUUACCAUGACUUCUUCAACCGGUAUCGAGUGCUGGUCAAGAAGAGAGAGCUCGCCAACACAGACAAAAAGGCCAUCUGCAGGUCUGUCCUGGAGAACCUCAUCAAGGAUCCUGACAAGUUCCAGUUUGGCCGCACCAAGAUCUUCUUCCGGGCAGGCCAGGUGGCCUACCUAGAGAAGCUUCGCGCCGACAAGUUCCGGGCAGCCACCAUCAUGAUCCAGAAGACAGUCCGCGGCUGGCUACAGAAGGUGAAAUACCGCAGGUUGAAGGCAGCUACCUUAACUCUGCAGAGGUUCUGCCGAGGACACCUGGCCCGCAGGCUAGCGGAGCAGCUGCGGAGGACCCGAGCGGCCGUCAUGUUCCAGAAGCAGUACCGCAUGCGGAGGACCCGCGUGGCCUACCAGAGGGCGCGCAGGGCCGCUGUCGUCAUCCAGGCCUUCACCCGCGGCAUGCUGGUGCGGAGAAGCUACCGGCAGGUCCUCAUGGAGCAUAAGGCCACCGUCCUCCAGAAGCACGUGCGGGGCUGGAUGGCACGCAGGCGCUUUGGGCGACUGCGGGGUGCGGCCAUCGUCAUCCAGUGCGCCUUCCGGAUGCUCAAGGCCAAGCAGGAGCUGAAGGCCCUCAAGAUCGAGGCCCGCUCCGCAGAGCACCUGAAACGCCUCAACGUGGGCAUGGAGAACAAGGUGGUCCAGCUGCAGCGGAAAAUUGAUGACCAGAACAAAGAGUUCAGGACGCUGUCGGAGCAGCUGUCGGCGGUCACCUCCACGCACACCAUGGAGGUAGAGAAGCUGAAGAAGGAGCUGGCCCGCUACCAGCAGGGCCACAGCGGGGACAGCAGCCCGAGGCUGCAGGAGGUGGUCGAGAGCCUGCGGGCUGAGCUGCAGAGGGCCCACUCAGAGCGCAAGAUCCUGGAGGAUACUCAUACCAAGGAGAAGGACGAGCUGAAAAAGCAAGUUGCAGUCCUGGAGCAAGAAAACGCUCUCUUAAAAGAUGAGAAAGAACAGCUGAACAACCAAAUCCUGUGCCAAGUGAAAGGUAAGUGCAAAGUGCUUGAUUUUUCAUUUCGGAGUUCAGAGAAUCUGAUGAAGAGAGAGCUGGAGGAGGAGCGCUCCCGGUACCAGAACCUCGUGAAGGAAUAUUCUCGGCUGGAGCAGAGAUAUGACAACCUCCGGGAUGAGAUGAGCAUCAUCAAGGCAAGGAGGGCACAAACCCCAGGCCACAGGCGGAACCCAUCAAACCAAAGUAGCUUAGAGUCUGACUCCAAUUACCCCUCCAUCUCCACAUCUGAGGUCGGAGACACAGAGGACGCCCUUCAGCAGGUGGAGGACAUUGGCCUGGAAAAGGCGGCCAUGGACAUGACGGUCUUCCUGAAGCUGCAGAAGAGAGUGCGGGAGCUUGAGCAGGAACGGAAGAAGCUGCAGGUGCAGCUGGAGAAGAGAGAGCAGCAGGAUGGCAGGAAGGUGCAGGUGCGUAAUGCAGAUCUAGCCUACAAUAGUCUGAAGAGGCAAGAGCUGGAGUCGGAAAACAAGAAGCUGAAGAAUGACCUGAAUGAGCUAAGGAAAGCGGUGGCCGACCAAGCCACCCAGAACAACUCCACCCACGGCUCCCCAGACAGCUACCACCUGCUGUUGAACCAGCUCAAGCUGGCCAAUGAGGAGCUGGAGGUUCGCAAGGAGGAGGUGCUCAUCCUGAGGACCCAGAUCGUCAGCGCCGACCAGCGCCGACUUGCCGGCAAGAGCACGGUAACGAUUCGGCAGCCCCCAGCCAGGCUGGUGAGGGGUGAAAAGCACGUAGAUCAGGAAGACGCCAUCGAGGCCUAUCACGGGGUCUGCCAGACAAACCGAGUCCCCACUGAGGAUUGGGGAUAUUUGAAUGAAGAUGGAGAGCUCGGCUUGGCCUACCAAGGCCUAAAGCAAGUUGCCAGGCUGCUGGAGGCACAGCUGCAGGCCCAGAGCCGCGAACAUGAGGAGGAGGUGGAGGGCCUCAAGGGGCAGGUGGAAGCCCUGAAGGAGGAGCUGGACAAGCAGCAGCAGACCUUCUGCCAGACGCUGCUGCUGUCCCCGGAGGCCCAGGUGGAGUUUGGUGUCCAGCAGGAGAUCUCCCGGCUGACCAACGAGAACCUGGUGAGUGAUAUUGCCCAUCGGAUCGCACUCUGGAAAGACCUCAAAGAACUGGUAGAAAAACUGGAAAAGAAUGAGAAGAAGCUCAAGAAACAACUGAAAAUUUACAUGAAGAAGGUCCAGGACCUAGAAGGUAAGGCCCGUGAGAGAGAGAGAGGCCGCGGGAUAGACCAACUCAACAGGCAGGUCACCGUCCAACGGAAGGAGAAGGACUUCCAGGGCAUGCUGGAGUACCACAAGGAAGACGAGGCCCUUCUCAUUCGGAACCUGGUGACAGAGCUGAAGCCGCAGACGCUGGCGGGCACCGUGCCCUGCCUUCCUGCCUACGUCCUCUACAUGUGCAUCAGGCACGCCGAUUACGUCAACGAUGACCUCAAGGUGCACUCUUUGCUGACCUCCACCAUCAACGGCAUUAAGAAAGUCCUGAAGAAGCACAACGAGGACUUCGAGAUGACAUCAUUCUGGUUAUCCAACACCUGCCGCCUCCUUCACUGCUUGAAGCAGUACAGCGGGGAUGAGGGCUUCAUGACUCAGAAUACACCCAAGCAGAAUGAGCACUGUCUUAAGAACUUUGACCUCACCGAAUACCGCCAGGUGCUGAGUGACCUUUCCAUUCAGAUCUACCAGCAGCUCAUUAAAAUCGCCGAGGGUGUGUUGCAGCCUAUGAUAGUCUCCGCCAUGUUGGAAAAUGAGAGCAUUCAGGGUCUCUCUGGUGUGAAGCCAACUGGCUACCGGAAGCGCUCCUCCAGCAUGGUGGAUGGGGACAACUCCUACUGCCUGGAAGCCGUCAUCCGCCAGAUGACUUCCUUCCACACGGUCAUGCGAGACCAGGGCUUGGACCCUGAGAUCAUCCUGCAGGUGUUCAAGCAGCUGUUCUACAUGAUCAACGCCGUGACCCUCAACAACCUGCUGCUGCGGAAGGACGUCUGCUCGUGGAGCACCGGCAUGCAGCUCAGGUACAACAUAAGCCAGCUUGAAGAGUGGCUUCGGGGAAGGAACCUUCACCAGAGCGGAGCCGUCCAGACCAUGGAACCCCUGAUCCAAGCAGCCCAGCUCCUGCAGCUAAAGAAGAAAACCCCGGAGGACGCAGAGGCCAUCUGCUCCCUGUGCACCUCUCUCAGCACCCAGCAGAUUGUCAAAAUUUUAAACCUUUAUACUCCCCUGAAUGAAUUUGAAGAACGGGUGACUGUGGCCUUUAUACGAACAAUCCAGGCACAGCUACAAGAGCGGAAUGACCCUCAGCAGCUGCUGUUAGACUCCAAGCACAUGUUUCCCGUCUUGUUUCCAUUCAACCCAUCCUCGCUGACCAUGGACUCAAUCCACAUCCCGGCCUAUCUGAACCUGGAGUUCCUCAGCGAGGUCUGACGAGGCGCAGCCCCCACCCCCGCCCGUGGCUCCAUUUCCAGUGAGAGCAAGAAGGAAGCCUCUUAUAUAUGGUGAAGUGAGGGGUCUGUUAAAUCUGUAAAAGACUGAGAGCCCGUACAGAGUGCUGAACGAUACGGAAUAAGACACAUUUGGCAUUAUUUUUUUGUACGUACUGCUCAGAAUAAAAACACUUGAAGUAUGGAAGA